Molecule: messenger RNA, 653 nt
Organism: Penaeus vannamei (Pacific white shrimp)
Lineage: Eukaryota; Metazoa; Arthropoda; Malacostraca; Decapoda; Penaeidae
Source: RefSeq, a predicted model, not a curated record
ACUCGCUCCUCCCUUCAUAACAUCGAAACCUGGAACAGCUCCUGCAGGCGUCUGCCCAGUGAUGGUGGUUCUGCGCACUGUACUUCUCGCUUGGCUUGGCGUGCUGCCGGCUGCCUGGUGUUUGCCGCAGGAAGCAGGGCGCUCGUCAAACCUCCGGCCGCUGUCCCUGACGCAGGACCUCAGCCCGAAGGACCUCAGCGACAAGAGCGUCAACCUCCACGACCUCCUUCAGGAUGAUCUCUCUCCCCAGGACGAGCUGAGCGCCCUCUCCGCCGCCGCCGCCGCCGCCAACCCCGUCAGAGAGGGCCCCGGGAGCUUCAGGAGCAAGGUGAAGAAGAGUUGGCCCACCGGCCUCUCCCGUCGAAGGGCUUCCGGCUUGUCCCUGUCCAUCGACGCCUCCAUGAAGGUCCUGCGGGAGGCGCUGUACCUGGAAAUAGCCCGGAAGAAGCAGAGGCAGCAGAUGCAGAGAGCCCGGCAGAACCAGGAGCUGCUCACCUCCAUCGGAAAACGCGACGUGCAAAAACAGGCUAGAGAGUCAGAGAUGGAGAGUGAUAACAGGGAAUAAAUAAGAAUGCCGAUGAAGAUAGAGAGAGAGAGAGAGGAGGUGCAGUCCAACUCCCCCUCCCCCUCCGCCCCUUCACCCCCCUCCCUCC